This is a messenger RNA of Momordica charantia (bitter melon), 949 nucleotides long. RefSeq names its product profilin-1. Lineage: Eukaryota; Viridiplantae; Streptophyta; Magnoliopsida; Cucurbitales; Cucurbitaceae. The record is from RefSeq and is a predicted model, not a curated record. Gene Ontology annotation, cellular component: cell cortex. Gene Ontology annotation, molecular function: actin monomer binding.
UCGGGGCGAGACUGCGUUGUAAGAAGAGCAGAGAAUCAUUUGGAGCUCAUUUCGUCAGCGGAAAUAAAUUCCCAUCCUCUCUCGCCGAUUUUCUCCCGGCAACGCAAAAAGAAGAAAAAACCCUAAGAAGAUCGAACCAGAAGAAGAACAGCAAGAAGCAGAAGGAAGGAGGAUCCAAAGAAGAAGAAGCGGAGAAAGAUGUCGUGGCAAGUUUACGUUGAUGAUCAUCUGAUGUGCGAAAUUGAGGGCAAUCACCUCACAUCUUCGGCCAUUAUCGGCCAUGACGGCAGCGUUUGGGCCCAAAGCGCCGCUUUCCCUCCGUUCAAGCCUGAAGAAAUCAGUGCCAUCAUGAAUGACUUUAGCGAACCGGGAACGCUUGCUCCAACUGGUUUGUACCUUGGUGGUGCAAAAUAUAUGGUAAUCCAAGGGGAGCCAGGAGCUGUUAUUCGUGGGAAGAAGGGCCCAGGUGGGGUCACUGUUAAGAAGACUUCUAUGGCUCUAAUCAUUGGCAUCUAUGAUGAACCAAUGACUCCUGGUCAGUGCAAUAUGAUUGUUGAAAGGCUGGGGGAUUAUCUCAUCGAUCAGGGUCUCUAAUUUAUUGGGGAACCGUAUUGCUUGUAUAAGUCUAUGGACUCUUGAGUGGAAAUGGGUUUGAUGCUUGAGGAUUGAUGCUUAUGUUGUCGUUACUAGUGUUGUUUCUUUCACUUUUUUUUUUCCUUGAAAUAUUGUGGUGAUUUUCAAGUGAGGUCGAUGUCGUACUUACAGUGACUUCAUCAAAUGGAUGUGGUAAACCAAUCAGCAUAAUUUUAUAAAUACUCUUCUAUUUUAUCUGUUGAUUUUUGCAGCAGGCUCCUGUAUAACAUGAGGAGAUAUAGUUUCUCUUAUGCAAAUGUGGGCUAUUUCGGACAUUUCAGUCGCUCUUGCGCUAGAUAAUUCAUAAUUUCCUUUC